GAAACGGCAGAGAGGGGACCAAGUGUCACGCGUGAUGUGCAAAGCGAGGUGCGCAAGAUCAUGACGCAUUGGAUGAAAAGCGACGCCGAUGAGCGACUGCGACCUGACGAAUCUAUCUCUAAGAAAGAACUUGCGGUUUUGCUGGCGGCUGCUGCAGAUCAAGACCUGUACUCGGAGGACUUCAAAAACUUGCUCGAUUGGAUUACACUUAUGAUCCACAGUUUUUACUUAAUUGAGUAAGUAGAAGGAGUGUCAAUAUCAUAUUUGUAUUUAUGGGGUUAGCGAUGGUUUGUGAAAUCCUUAAGGGACUCCUUUAAGUGGCUUCCUUAAGGAGGACGGUUCUCCUUAAAGGAUUCCUAUUACAAAAAGUUACUAUGACUUUCCUUAAGAGGGAAAAUCUUCCUUAAGGAAGGGCCUUAAGGGAAAUCUGUUAUAGCCCUUGGCUAAUAUUAGACCCCUCCUGAAGGGAUUCGCAAGGACUCGCGAGGCUCUCUAAAGCCCUUGCGCUGCUAGUGCUACGAGUUCAAAGGCACCGCGAACAUGUUAACGCGCUCGCGGCUGUUAGUUUGUAGGCUACUCACGUACCCAGCCACAUCUGCAGCAGGACACUACGCGCCCACCCCUAGCGGAUCGCCCCCACGAACUUCCAGCCGCUACCCUUGUUAUUUAUCGCCCAGCGCCUUUAUUUUUUUUCAAAAACUUCAGGGAGGUCAUUCAAAUACAGAGAAAACGUAACGACCUCCCUGAAGUUUUUGUGAGUGAAGAAGUUAGCUCGCUCCCCUUCCGCGACUACCUUCCGCACACAGCAAUCGACCACAGGAGUGGAGCGCGCGGCAGCCCUUGGAGAUGGUUAACCAGCACAAAAGUGGGAACGAUAGCCGCGAGGACUCGCGUGUCUGGAGGGUGGACCCUGGUGAGCGUCAUCAUAUCCAUGAGAAGGCCAAGGAUCUCCGUCGCUGUGUGUGAAGGUCGAAGCCGUUGAGGAUGCCGAUGACUGUGAGAAUGAUAGCCGUGAGGACUUGCAUGUCUGAAGGGUGGACCCUGGUGAGCGUCAUUAUAUCCAUGAGAAGCAAGGCCAAAUAUAUACACCUCUGCGCGUGAAGGUCGAAGCCGUUGAGGAUGUCGAUGCCUGUGAGAAUGAUAGCUGUGACUUGCAUGUCUGAAGGGUGGACCCUUUCGAGCGUCAUCAUAUCCAUGAGAAGGCCAGAGAUAUACAUCUCUGCGCGUGAGAGAAAAGUCGAAGCCGCUGGGGAUGUCGAUGUCUGUGAGACUGAGCGAUACAUAGCCGCGAGGACUUGCAUGUCUGAAGGGUGGACCCUGGUGAGCGUCAUCAUAUCCAUGAGAAGGGCAAAGAUAUACAUCUCUGCGCGUGAAAGUCGAAGCCGUUGAGGAUGUCGAUGUCUGUGAGAAUGAUAGCCGUGAGGACUUGCGUGGCUGCCUGAAGGGUGGACCCUGGUGAGCGUCAUGAUAUCCAUGAGAAGGCCAAAGAUAUACAUCUCUGCCCGUGAAAGUCGAAGCCGUUGGGGAUGUCGAUGCCUGUGAGAGUGAUAGCCGUAAGCAAAUGCGUGUCUGAGUGAAGGGUGGACCCUGGUGAGCGUCAUCAUAUCCAUGAGAAGGCCAAAGAGAUCCAUCGCCGUGCUUGAAAGUCGAAGCCGUUGAGGAUGUCACCUCCCCAGCCUUCCCUUCCUUGACACAGUGGGGGCCACCUUCCCAGCCUUGGCGAGCAGACUUGGCGACUUUUUUCGUUUGUCUUUCUGUCUCUUAGUAGUCAAUCUGUCUAGUUGUUAACCUAUGCCCGGCGCAGCGGGCCCUUGAUGGGCCCGCUUUCUGGGCAUGUGUAGCUACGUAUUGGCAAGAUCAUGAAAGAUCCUCAGGCGAACGAUAUCAGUUGCCUUUACCAGGGAAGUGAGUACAAUCCUCCAGGAAUGUGAUUGAAUAUUAGCACGAUCAAAGUACUUAUAUUGGAGAAAAUUCAGCUAAGGACUGCAGAAAUCCGGACAAAGUUUAAUCUUCUCGGGCAUGAUACGAAUCCGCAGAACACUCGCCGCCUACUGCGCUCCCUUCUGGAAAACCCUCACCCAAUUGCGAGCCAAGAACCUCGGGCGCCCUCCAAAUCCCCGCGCCCCUCCAGAAUCCCCCAGCACACAUUUGCAGGCUGGCGCGGUGGACUCUGGAGGGGCGCGGGGAAUCACAUGAAACGAAACCAAAAGACAGAAAAACCAAGAGGAAGCAAGUUGCAAAAGCCGCUAAGCGGAGCACUUCCAGGACGAGGAGGCGACAAUAGUGGCCGUUUUUGUGCAGUUCUUAGCUGACUUAGCGCCAUUAUAAUGGACGAGAAAGCAUUGAUGUGGUUCCCUGCUUAUUGUGUUGUACUGCUGGCAGUAUUUACUGAGAGAGUACAUGAAAAAAGGGAAGUUCAAACUUCUCGUGCGACGCUGUUGCAGGAUAAACAUUCUAAUCUUGGUAGGAUCGACGAAGGCCUGAAUGAUUUAGGCAUGCCUCACCGGUCACUGACUGAGACCCAGUAGGCAACGGCCAGGCCUAACUGGAAGAUCAUAAAGAGGAGCGGUAACGACGGGCGAACACCCUUCCAACUUUACAGGUAUUCACGUCGAUGAUUUACAUUUUUUUUACCUUCAUACUGUAUUCACCCAAAGUCAAAAAAAUCAAACCAAACCAAGCACGCUUUUUUUUUCAAAGUUUCCACUCCCCCGCACAAAGAGUCAGAUUCUUUCACAAUCAACCUCUUCUAUAUUACCUCUUAGUACACUACACUUACACAGGUACAGCUUAAACGAAUACGAAUGUCGAAUAAAAGGGGAAGCUUUUGUUCUUGUUCCAUGUAUUCCUGAACGUCGUAAUAUCAAGCUGGGAGGUCCUGCCGAGAACGAUGAAAUUUGUCGAAGAUCUGUCACAUAUGUGGUAGGCGUGAUCAAGGGUCUAACUUUAGCCUGGUUGUAAAGGCAAAGGACAGACAGGGGUCAACGCAAGCGGCCACCAAUUUGAUUUUUGCACAACUUCAUCUGCCGAGGGGUUAUAUAAAAACAAAAAGAGGCAUCAGCCCUGCCUUCAUAUCCUGACACCAUAUCGGAUAUCCUCACGUAGAUAUGAUAUACUCGUCGUCUUGUACUUACACAAUUUUUUUAUCUCACUUGCGGCCGGGCCAAGGAGUCUAAUACUAAUUUUUCCUUGUACACGAACUAAUGGUCUAAUAAGAUCAAUGAAUAAGAAUAAGAUGUCUUACAAAUUUUUCACCCUUGUACACUCAAGCUCAAAGUCAAAGCAUCUAAGAUGAAGAAUUCUCCUUGUACACUUAACUACAAUAAAGAUGCGCAUAGUAAAGAACUCCACAGACAAAUUGCAAUUGCCCAGUGCGGAAAUCAUUUUUGGGUCCUCUUCCUCAGGUUUAUCAAUGUUAUGUAACAUGUUCAACGCGUCCACGAAGAGACUUGUUGGCAACACGUGCCUAGUUGUGCACACAGAUGAUACAGAAUUUCUACAAGAGAAACCUAUGUUACACACAGAUACACAAUUUCUACAAGAGAAACCUAUGUAGUGACGAAUGGCAAUACUAACUUUCGAGAUUUUUCAAGAAAAAAUUUUCGAGAAAUUAUAC
Molecule: messenger RNA, 3616 nt
Organism: Amoebophrya sp. A25
Lineage: Eukaryota; Dinophyceae; Syndiniales; Amoebophryaceae
Source: the annotation of a GenBank genome assembly